AUGAAAUCCAUACUGAUAUUCUUCCUGUUUAUAAAACUUUCAACACAGUUUCUAUUUCCCGUGCAGAAUCACAGAACUAAUGUAUUCAAAAUCACUAAUGAAUUCCUGCCACAUCAACCGAAUAUCGAUAUUGACCCGUUAAAUAGAUAUCCAUCAAUGACACCUGACCCUUCGUUGUUGAAAAAGGGCAGGCAAAAUGCAAUCUCUUCCGAUUUAGAACUUUGCAAUAACCUUGUAAUUAAUGAUGUCUUUAGCAAAUAUCCAACUGCUAAUGCUGCUGAUGCCGCUGUAACUUUGUCCCUAUGUAUUGGUAUGGUUAAUUUCUUCAAUUCUGGAAUAGGCGGAGGUGGUUACGUGACGUUCGCUUCAAAUAAUACCGAUAACCAUCUAACAAUAGAUUUCAGAGAAAUGGCGCCUAUGGAUGCCCACUCUGAUAUGUUUACAGGCCUCGACGACUUGGCUUCCAAGAUUGGCGGUUUGGCGGUGGCUGUACCAGGUGAACUUAUGGGUCUUUGGGAGCUCUACAAUAAAAGUGGUAGUGGUACCGUCACAUGGUCCCAGUUGCUGGACCCCAUAAUAGAUUUAGGUUACAAUGGUUGGCAAAUCGACGAAGCAUUAGGAGCAACUCUGAAAAUUUAUAAAGAUAUAUUUGUGGCUUGGAAGGACGAUUGGUCCUUUGUCUUAAAUGAUAAUAAAAAUGACGUUUUGCAGGAAGGUGACUGUAUUACAAGGCCAAAACUUUCUAACGUUUUAAAAGAAUUGAGUAUAAAUGGAUCUGUAGCUCCUUUCUAUGACCCAAAUCAUUGGAUAGUGAAAUCUAUGGUUCAAGCAAUUAAUAAGUACAAUGGUAUCGUGAAAGAACAAGAUUUUGCCAAUUAUGAAGUACAUACAUCCAAACCUUUACAAUCAAGAAUUAGACGUGGGUGGCCAUAUGCCCCCAACAAUGAUCUUACCGUUUUAACAAGUUCUGGUUCAAGUUCUGGAGCCGCUUUACUUUCAGCUUUAACAAUUAUGGAUAACUUUCCAUCGACAGAAGGUGCUGAUUAUAUGGAUGAAUCGACUUUUCAAUUAGUUGAAACGAUGAAGUGGAUGGCUAGCGCUAGAAGUAGACUUGGUGAUUAUACUUAUUAUCAAACUCAUCUCCCUGAAAAUAUACUGGAGAUUUUAUCUUCAAAUUGGACUAAACAUGCAGUUUGUAAGAUAAAAGAUAAUAUUCGAGUGGAAGGUAAUGGACACAAAUCUUUUAAAACUCUAGAAAAUUGGACAAUGUAUGAACCUUUGUAUGAAAUAAAUGAUCCUCAUGGGACUGCACAUUUAAGUGUCGUUGAUAAGUUUGGUAAUGCGGUUUCUUUAACUACGACAGUUAAUUUAUUAUUCGGAUCACUGAUUCAUGAUCCAAACACCGGAAUUAUAUUAAACAAUGAGAUGGAUGAUUUUGCGCAAAUCAAUAAAUCAAAUAGUUUCGAUUUAUCACCAUCAAUUUAUAAUUUGAUAGAACCUAAAAAGAGACCACUGUCUUCAACAGCUCCCACGAUAAUCUUAAAUGAAUUAGAUAAGCCAGAUUUCAUUCUUGGUGCGUCUGGUGGAUCAAGAAUUACACCAAGCAUUCUUCAGGCGAUCAUAAGAACUUACUGGUAUAACAUGCCGUUACUGGAAACAAUAGCAUAUCCUAGGAUACAUCAUCAAUUACUGCCUGAUCAAUUAGAGAUUGAAAGUAUAAAUAUGAUUGGCAAGGAGACGGUGAAAAACUUGAGAGGUAUGGGUUACAAGGUUGUUGAACAAAUUCCCAAGAGUGUUAUCAAUGCGAUUAAGUGGCAUAAUGUGGAAUGGUGGGCUGUCAGUGACUUUUGGAGGAAAAGAGGUGUUUCUGCAACGAAUUAG
Kazachstania africana CBS 2517 is the source of this 1881-nucleotide messenger RNA. It is a transcript of the gene ECM38, whose product is annotated as gamma-glutamyltransferase. Gene Ontology annotation, biological process: glutathione catabolic process. Gene Ontology annotation, molecular function: glutathione gamma-glutamate hydrolase. The transcript has a single exon. Gene Ontology annotation, cellular component: fungal-type vacuole; plasma membrane. Bases 1 to 1881 code for a protein of 626 amino acids. The record is from RefSeq and is a predicted model, not a curated record. NCBI's taxonomy places the organism in Eukaryota, Fungi, Ascomycota, Saccharomycetes, Saccharomycetales, Saccharomycetaceae.